UCCAAUCCGCCAUUGGAUUGGCUUUCUCAGCCAUUUAUUAUCCAACCCUCCUCUCCGCUCCCUGGAUUCCUCCAAACCCUAGCCUCCUCCGAUCCCUCUUCUCUUGCGAUUUCUCUCAAAACCCUCGUCGUCCUGCACUCUCUUUUUUGCUUGAUUUGUUUCUCUUGCAGACUCUCUUACUCUAGUUUCCAGUUCCCGGUCGCCAAGUAUGGGGGAAGUCAAGGAUAACGAUGCUUACGAGGAGGAGCUCCUGGACUACGAAGAGGAGGAAGAGAAGGCCCCUGACUCGGUUGCUGCGAAGGUCUCUGGUGAAGCGGUGAAGAAGGGCUAUGUUGGGAUUCACAGUUCCGGAUUCAGAGACUUCCUGUUGAAGCCAGAACUCCUUCGUGCCAUCGUCGAUUGUGGUUUUGAGCAUCCUUCUGAAGUACAACAUGAAUGUAUUCCUCAAGCUAUUCUGGGAAUGGAUGUUAUUUGCCAAGCAAAGUCUGGAAUGGGCAAAACUGCUGUUUUUGUUCUUUCUACUCUUCAGCAAAUUGAGCCUGUUGUAGGCCAAGUUGCUGCACUUGUGCUGUGCCAUACAAGAGAAUUGGCCUACCAGAUUUGCCAUGAGUUUGAGCGAUUCAGCACAUACUUACCGGACAUCAAAAUUGCUGUAUUCUAUGGUGGAGUUCACAUCAUGAAGCACAAGGACAUACUAAAGAAUGACUGCCCACAUAUAGUCGUAGGCACACCAGGAAGAGUGUUGGCGCUAGCAAGAGAUAAGGAUCUUAAUUUGAAGAAUGUGAGGCAUUUCAUUCUUGAUGAAUGUGAUAAGAUGCUGGAGUCACUUGACAUGCGGCGGGAUGUCCAGGAAAUUUUCAAAAUGACACCACACGACAAACAAGUCAUGAUGUUUUCGGCAACUCUCAGCAAGGAGAUUCGCCCUGUGUGCAAGAGAUUCAUGCAAGAUCCUAUGGAAAUAUAUGUAGACGAUGAGGCCAAGCUGACACUUCAUGGACUUGUACAGCACUACAUCAAACUGACUGAAUUGGAAAAGAACCGAAAACUAAAUGAUCUUUUGGAUGCACUAGACUUCAAUCAAGUUGUGAUUUUUGUGAAAAGCGUGAGCCGAGCGGCAGAGUUGAACAAGUUGCUUGUAGAAUGCAAUUUUCCAUCCAUCUGCAUACACUCUGGCAUGUCACAGGAAGAAAGGUUAACAAAGUAUAAGAACUUUAAGGAAGGGCUCAAAAGAAUUCUUGUUGCUACAGAUCUGGUUGGGAGGGGAAUUGAUAUUGAGCGUGUUAACAUUGUGAUUAAUUAUGAUAUGCCAGACUCUGCUGACACAUACCUGCACCGGGUUGGAAGGGCUGGCCGGUUCGGAACCAAAGGGCUCGCUAUUACAUUUGUCUCAUCAGCAGCUGAUUCUGAUGUUCUUAAUCAGGUGCAAGAGAGGUUUGAGGUGGACAUAAAGGAGUUGCCUGAGCAGAUAGACACUUCGACAUACAUGCCUUCGUAAGCUCUGCUGCAAAGCCUUUCACUCAAUUUGUAGCAAGAGUUCAUGGGCGAACAAGCAUUGUACAAGUUUGCUGAGUUGAUCCUAGACUUGUUUGGUAGAUGUUAGAAUUUGUACUAUUAAGUAUUAGACCAUAUUCUAGCUACUCGUACCUUUAUGUUUGACUAAUUUUUUGUUUAAUUAGAUCCUGGUUGAUGUUCAGGAAUUCAUAAUCGUCUUGUCUAAUCCACUUAUUUGCUUUGAUCA
This is a messenger RNA of Zingiber officinale, 1738 nucleotides long. Its product is annotated as DEAD-box ATP-dependent RNA helicase 15. The transcript has 12 exons. Gene Ontology annotation, molecular function: RNA binding; RNA helicase activity; ATP binding. NCBI's taxonomy places the organism in Eukaryota, Viridiplantae, Streptophyta, Magnoliopsida, Zingiberales, Zingiberaceae. The coding region runs from base 209 to 1495 and encodes 428 amino acids. The record is from RefSeq and is a predicted model, not a curated record.